GAAAAGUAGAAAAAUGCUUAAACGCACUGUAGGACACCUAUAUAGGUAUCAAGAAUUCGAAAUGCACAAUGAGGCCAAAUAUCCCUUUAAUUAUCCUAGAGAAGCUCCGAAUACGUCCGUGUUUCCCCAGUUUCAACUUAAUUUUUGGAUGUUUUGGGGGUUUGGUCGGCAGGAGUUAUGGAUGGACACUGAAACUCGACGCUAUGAAACAUUUUGGGAAAUGACUCGUCGCUUUCUUAUGUGGUUUUUCCCCUGUUAUUUUAUUUUUCCUUUCGGCAUACCCAAAUGGAUCGCCUCUAACGUUUAUGGUGAAUAUGGUGAGAAGCCAUUUUUAGAUCAUACUAUGCACUUCCCGAUGGAUAAUAACUAUAUCGAAUGGGGAGGCAGCUCUCUUGAUGCAGAGUGGCUUCGUCAUAUCCACUCGAAGGAAUCAUUCUGAAGGUAGUAUAGUAAAUUAUAUUUCCAGGGUAGGGCCUUUUUCCUGUAACUCCGAAUAGUAUUUAGAAAGUAAAUUAAUAUUUAGGAGAAUUUUUUUUUUUGCUUUUAGUAUUUAUACGAAAAUAAAAAUGUCUUAAUAUCUAUUUUUUGCUAUAUAUAUUAUUAUUAUUUUUUUAGUCCCUAUUGA
Molecule: messenger RNA, 625 nt
Organism: Phytomonas sp. Hart1
Lineage: Eukaryota; Euglenozoa; Kinetoplastea; Trypanosomatida; Trypanosomatidae
Source: the annotation of a GenBank genome assembly